AUGAGAGAAACUGAGCCUGUUGCGAUUAUUGGCACAGGAUGUCGCUUUCCCGGGGGCGCUUCUUCCCCUGCUAAGCUCUGGGAGCUUCUCCGAAAUCCCCGUGAGAUUGCGCGCAAGAUACCGGCCAACCGAUUCAAUAUCGACGCAUUUUAUCAUCCAGAUGGAGACCACCAUGGCACGACAAACGUCCAGGAAUCAUAUUUCUUGGACGAGGAUAUCCGAGCCUUCGAUGCCGCCUUCUUCAAUAUCUCGCCGACGGAAGCGGCAGCGAUGGAUCCGCAACAGCGAUUACUCCUAGAGACAGUGUACGAAUCGCUUGAUGCCGCGGGGUUACGAAUGGAUGUGCUGCAGGGAUCAAUGACUGGGGUAUUCUGUGGUGCCCUCCGCAAUGACUAUAGUCAAAUCCAGGCGAUGGACCCCCAGGCACUCCCAGCGUACAUGGUUACGGGCAAUUCGCCGUCAAUCAUGGCCAAUCGCAUCUCCUACUACUUUGACUGGCGUGGUCCCUCCAUGACAGUUGAUACGGGAUGUUCAUCAAGUCUUCUAGCUGUCCAUCUCGCAGUCGAAGCUUUGCAGAACGAUGACUGUUCCCUGGCAGUGGCAGUAGGGAGCAACCUCAUCCUGUCACCCAAUGCCUAUAUCGCAGACUCUAAAACACGGAUGCUGUCUCCUACCGGUCGGAGUCGCAUGUGGGACAGCAAGGCUGACGGCUACGCACGCGGCGAAGGUGUUGCAUCGGUGGUUUUGAAACGGCUGCGGGACGCAAUCAUCGAUGCGGACCCCAUCGAGUGCGUGAUCCGAGCCACCGGGGCGAAUUCAGACGGGCGAACUAUGGGGAUCACUAUGCCUAAUGCCAAGGCACAGCAGUCGUUAAUCCUCAAAACCUACGCCCGCGCGGGACUAUCUCCUCAAGACCGGCCCGCGGAUCGGUGCCAGUAUUUCGAGGCCCAUGGGACAGGGACCCAGGCCGGAGAUCCCCAGGAAGCGGCUGCAAUACACGCAAGUUUCUUUGGGCCUGAAUGCGUUGCGGAUCCACCUAACCGACUGUAUGUGGGAUCGAUCAAGACGGUUGUUGGACAUACAGAGGCCACUGCUGGACUGGCGGGACUGAUCAAGGCUUCCCUGUCGCUGCAGCACGGGAUGAUCGUUCCUAAUCUCCUGAUGCAGCAGCUCAAUCCAAAGAUAGAAGCGUUUGCCGCUCAGCUAUGUAUCCCAACGGAGUGUGUUCCGUGGCCUGCGCUCCCAGAGGGCUAUCCCCGCAGAGCCUCGGUGAACUCUUUUGGUUUUGGGGGCGCCAAUGUGCAUGUUGUCCUGGAAAGCUACACUUCCCGGGAGAUCAACCCGUCUCAUAACCUGCCCUCCAGCCUGCCUUUCGUCUUCUCGGCUGCCUCGGAGCGGACACUAACAUCCGUCCUGGAAUCCUACGCGACAUUCCUACGCGAACACGCAGCAGUCAGUCUUCUUAGUCUGGCGGUGUCGAUGUGGACUCGGCGUUCCGCUCAUCGCCACCGCCUGACGCUCAUAGCACACUCGGUAGAGGAAUUACAAGACCAGAUUGACACAGAACUAAGUCGAAGGGCCACGGGUAAACCCUCCUCCAUCGUCUCCAGAUCUAUCAGUCGGCCCAGGCGCGUUAUGGGUAUCUUUACGGGUCAAGGAGCCCAGUGGCCGCAAAUGGGACUCGAUCUGGUCGAGGCAAGUCCUCGGAUUCGACAAUGGAUAGCGGAUCUGCAGGAAGCUCUAGAUCAGCUCCCUCUGGAAUUCCGCCCGGAAUUUUCUCUCCUCCAGGAAUUGUCACGGCCAGCAUCCUCUUCGCGCGUACACGAGGGCCUUCUUUCUCUCCCUCUGCGGACAGCGCUGCAAAUCAUGCAAGUCAAUAUCCUUUGUGCGGUAGGGAUUGAGUUUAGCAUGGUCGUCGGCCACUCCUCUGGGGAGAUUGUAGCAGCCUAUGCUGCGGGUGUGCUGACCGCCUCGGAUGCCAUCCGCAUUGCAUACCUUCGGGGACGAGCAAUUGACGAGUCGCGGGAUUCAACGGGUCGUAUGAUGGCUGUCAAUCUGACGUGGCAGCAGGCACAGGCUGUUUGCGCCGUAGAACCUUAUUCCGGACGCAUCAGCGUGGCGGCUGCCAACUCCCCUUCCAGCGUCACCCUGUCCGGGGACGCAGAGGGCCUGCGGGACUUGGAGUGGCUGCUGAAGAGCCUGGGCUUCACUCCGCGUAUGCUCCAAGUGGACACCGCAUAUCAUUCUCCAUAUAUGAAACCGUGCGCAGACCCAUAUCGUCAGGCAAUGCAAGCCUGCCCAGUUGCUCUGGCACCGUCUGUCGCUCGCUGGUACUCUAGCGUUUACCCCGGGGAGGUCAUGACUGAACAUGACCAGAACCAACGGACGGGAGAGUACUGGGUCGAGAAUAUGUUACGCCCCGUCCAGUUCGCCCAGGCCCUGGAGGCAGCCGUACGAGAGGCCGGAGCACCAGAUGUCAUCGUCGAGGUCGGGCCACAUCCGACCCUCAGAGGGCCGGUCCUGCAAACCUUGUCGAAAGUGAACUCGGCCCAUUCAACAAUCCCUUAUCUUGCCCUUGCUGAGAGAGGAAAGCCCGGUCCUGAUUGCUGGGCAAUGGCUCUGGGAUUGGCCUGGGCGCAUCUCGGCCCUAGUGUCGUCCGUCUCGAGGACUAUGUCUCCCUCCUUGAUCCCGGCCAAUCGCAUGUGCCGGUAGAAUCGCUACCACUCUACCCUUUCGAUCACUCUCAGACCUACUGGGCGCAGUCGCGAAUAUCAUUGAACUAUAACCAUUGCGUUACACCCCCGAACGCCCUCCUCGGUGUUUUCAGCCCGGAGACCGGACCAGGAGAGUUCCGUUGGCGAAACUACCUGCGGCCAGAGGAGCUGCCCUGGUUGGCGGACCGUCGUGUCGGAUCCAGACCUGUUUUCCCUGAGACUGGAUAUGUAUCGAUGGCACUGGAGGCAGGGAUGAUAAUGGCAGACACCAAGGGACUCCGCUUGCUGAGUGUCAAGGAUUUAACCGUCCACACCCCACUCCCCAUCCAGAACGAUCCCAUCGGCACGGAAGUACUUGUCACAGUGGAUGGUAUUUCCUCGCAUGACGGAGUCAUUUCCGCCCUGUUCCGCUGCGAGGCUGCUGUAUCAGGCGAGUUUGUCAAGUGUGCAACAGCCAAGAUGAUCAUGCAUCCAGGGGAUCCGGACCGUGCUCUCCUCCCCCCACAAGGCCAGCUGGCUCCCGCAGUAGAACCAGUGGAUAUCAACGGGUUCUAUAAUAGUCUGCGCUGCGUGGACUAUCACUGUACUGGGUCUUUUACUGGCUUGACAGGACUCCACCGACGGCGGGAUCUCGCCACUGGAACGAUUCACGUCCCCUCGAGAGAUCCUGACGGGCCUAUUAAUCUCCAUCCCGUAACCUUGGAGCUCGCUAUUCAAGCAAUGAUUGCCGCGCUGGGUGCGCCCGACGAGGGGCUACUGACCGGAGCAUUGCUGUCCAAAACUGUGGACAACAUCUGGAUCGAUCCUGCCUUAUGUGCCCUUGGAAAGGAAAUGACGGUAGUCAGCUAUCUGACCGAUGUCGACGGAGAUCAUAUCCGGGGUGAUAUCGAUAUAUUUACAAUGGAUGGGCAAAAGGCCGUCCAGCUGGAGGGCGUUUGCCUCGUAUGCCAGCCAUCUGGGAAUGCACCGACGGAUACGCAGAUCCUUUCCCAGACCGAAUGGGGCCCGCUUGAGCCCAGUCUGAAGAGGGCAUCACACCCAUUGCCAGCGGAUGUGCUAGAACUAUACUCUCUCCGAGAUGAGCUUGCGCUACUGUAUAUCAAACAGGCCGGCCAUGGACUGACAGACUCAGAGCGAAGUGGAUUGGAUUGUGAUGGCACUCGGCUGCUAGCACAGAUGAACCAGUGCAUUGUGGAUAGUCGCGAGGGACUACAGCUUGCAGGCUCGUCCGAACGGUUGGACCAGAGUGUUGAGGCCUUCAGGGCUGGAUUGGGCCCUUCUCUCGAGGACCCCGGUCUCAGGGCGAUUGCUGCAGUUGGCCAACAGCUGCCUCACGUCCUGCGCGAAUCGGGUCGUCAAAGAGUGGCCUGGCCGCACUUCGACGAAGGAAACGAGUAUUUGAAGCAGGACGUUCAGGUCUCCCACCUGGUAAACAAUCUCAUCUCCGUGGUCAGUCAGACGUGUUUCCGCUUUCCGCAGAUGGACAUCCUUCAGAUCGGCACGUUGGGAGGUUCAGUUCACUCUGUACUGAGGAAGAUGGGCAGGAGCUUCCGGUCAUUCACCUAUGCAGCGCCCUCUCAACCGAUAGAUGGGGCCGACCUUGAGCGGCCUGGCGAGGUGCAACGCAAAACCUUCGAUGUCGAUCGAAAUCCCCUCGAGCAGGGCUACCAGGAUCAUGCCUACGAUAUGGCUCUUUUCACCACCGCGAGAUUCCCCCGAGAGGUCGCAGUGACCCAUAUCCGUCGCUUGCUCAAGCCUCGCGGAUUCCUGGUCCUACUGGUACGAUCGAACCCUGAUAUCACACAUUUGAAUCUUCUAUUCGGCCCUCCUGCGAGAUGUAUAGAGACAUGCUCCGGUGAGCAAGUUAUCACUAGGGAGCACUGGAUUGAGCUACUGUCUACACACGGGUUCUGGGUGGAGUCGCUCGAUGCACCCAACGAAUUUGCAAGCCUCCAGGGCUUCUCUCUCCUUCUUUGCCGGGCACCGGGCGACUACAAAAAACAAUCGUCUCGCGGAGACCUGCUGCUAGUAGGCGGUGACGCUAGGAAUGCAGACUGCGUCAUAUCAGAGCUUGCUGAAUUGGUACAAGGCAGAUUUGAUCAGGUUCUUCGAUCGCCAUCCCUGGAUCUGGUGGAGGUCACUGAUCCGUCUGAGCUGACGGUUCUAUACCUGGUCGACGAUCGAGAUCUCACCGAAGCCAGCCUGAGCGGACUGCGGACACUGAUUACCGCCUGCAAGCGGGUCUUAUGGGUGACAUGUGAGAAGACCGAUCAGCCGAACGGUGGAUUGACGAGAGGUCUUCUUCGCAGUAUCAUGACCUCUGAACGACUGUCCUGUCAGCUGCAGCUGCUACACAUCACGGAUCCGGCUGGAGUGUCAGCGAAAGUCCUGGCCAUCGCCCUUGAACGCUUGGUCCAAGCCAGUGCAGCUCAGGAAUGUCCUGAUUCGUGUGGAUUGGACAGCAUUGAGCCCGAGGUUGAAUAUGACGGCUCUAUGUUCCGCAUUCCUCGUCAAUACCACAACUAUUCCACUGGGCUGCGCCAUCUAGCUAGGCGGCAGACGGUGACAGACUGUGUGGACCUCAGCCAGGGAGUGGUACAGGUUCUCCCCCCGGCCGCUGACGCGACUCGUGAAGGGUUCCGACUACUCUCGGUGGCUCAACCCCCGCAAACCUCAGACGACGGAUCGACCAUUUGCCUGCGAGUGCGAUAUUCCAGUCUCGCCGCAGUACGAGUAGCAGGGACAAUGUUCCUGCGACUGGUCAUAGGGAGGGAGGUUAGCAGCAACAACAGAAUGAUUGCUCUGUCGUCCCACAUUGCAUCUCAGGUGAUCGUCCCGGAGUCGUGGGCGUGGCCACUGCCAGACACAGUGUCGAAAGCCCAAGAGCAGUCUUUUCUGCACGCCACGGCGGCUGCUCUGCUGGCGGGAUACCUUGUCGACCAGAUUCCAGCGUUCGGGACGCUCGUGGUGCACGAGGCCGACCGGGUCUUCCAGUCAAUCGUCCACCAAAGCCCAACCUGGCGCAAUGUUAAAGUCAUCUUCAGUACCAGCACAAGCAACCCGGACAGGGACGGACCGGUGUUGUCCUUGCACGAGCAUAGUACCGCGCGACAGUUAUCACAAGUACUGCCCUCGGAUGUAUCGGCUGUGGCUCUUUUGAAUCGCCGGGGACAGAGCAUAUAUGACCGUAUGUUGUCGCUCUUGCCUGACAACGCGACACGGAUCCAAAUAGACGACGUCUACUGUGUAUCUGCGUCCACAAUGACGACCAAGGGGCGUGAUUCUUUGCUCGUAGCCAAAGCCUUCAUAACCGCCUGCAUGGUGGCGUACACCAGCUGCGAGGCGGUCUCAUUGACCUCCGUGGAUUCGGUGCUAAUUGCUAAUGUUGCGGAGUACCCUACCACUCAUUGCCACCAGGGGAUUAUAGAUUGGGACCUUUCGAUUCGGGUGCUGGCCCAGAUACCAACUGCCAGUUCCCAGGUGCGGCUGUCGCAGAAGAAAACCUACAUACUAGUAGGACUUGACAGCGAACUGGCCCGAAUGGCCUGUCUCUGGCUGGCAGCACACGGGGCAAGAUGGAUUCUCCUCGCUAGCUCCAAACCGGAGCCGGAUGCGUGGUGGUUGGAAGAAGUUUCCAGUCGCGGAACGCGCAUCACUUUUUCGACAAUGAACCUGAUCGACGGCGUUUCCGUCAGAAGUUUGCAUCAGAGCAUCGCCCACCCGUUCCCUCCGGCCGUAGGAGGAGUGCUGAUUGAGUUCGGGCCGCUGCCUGACUGCUCCUUGUCUAAGCUCACCGCGGGAGUACUCCAAAGCCAACUGCAUCCGGUUUUGAAGGAGCUGCAGCUGCUAGAUGAGCUUCAUGAAAACCCAACCUUGGACUUUUGGGUGCUCAUCGGAUCGAUUGCAGGAACGCUAGGCCACGCGGACCAGGCAAUGACCGCGGCUAUGUCCGAGAAGAUGGCCACAUUGGUCCGCCAACGUCGGUCUCGGGGCAGGCCGGCGAGCCUGGUACAUCUGGGAGAGAUCAGCGGCAUUGACAUCCCCUCUGCCAGGCCGCGCCCUUGGUGGGGUCCGGCCGCUGUAACCCAGCGGGAUAUUGACGAAGUACUCAGCGAAGCAAUCCUUUGCGGAGACCCAAAUUCCACUCGCAGCGCCGAGUUCAUUGUGGGCCUUCGACAUCAGAGUUUGCAGAAUGGUCGCAUGGCCUGUCCAGUGCCGAAGUUGUGGCCGUUCUACUCUUACACAGCCACCGCGAGUCAGGACCAGGUGCCUCCGUUGCCUGAGUCCCAGUCAACUAAAGAUCUCGUGGCCGCGGCGACCAGCCGGGAGGAAAAGACUGAGGCAAUCGCGGCCUGCCUCAUGGAGAAGAUCCGGGCCAGACUGAAUCUGACUGCAGAUGCACCGCUCUCCUCCGACACGCUAAUUCCGGAGCUUGGGGUUGACUCGCUCGUCGCUGUUGAGCUACGCAGGUGGUUUGCAAAAGAAUUGGCUGUCGACAUACCGAUUGUGUUGAUUCUCAGCGGUGCAUCUGUGGGCGAAUUGGCACAUUCAGCUGCCUCGAAGCUCUGUAAUGGCAACAGCGGACUACGUAAUAGUAUUAGCUCAGUGUAG
Molecule: messenger RNA, 7326 nt
Organism: Aspergillus lentulus
Lineage: Eukaryota; Fungi; Ascomycota; Eurotiomycetes; Eurotiales; Aspergillaceae
Gene: pyr2
Product: non-reducing polyketide synthase pyr2
Biological process (GO): fatty acid biosynthetic process; secondary metabolite biosynthetic process
Molecular function (GO): phosphopantetheine binding; fatty acid synthase activity; 3-oxoacyl-[acyl-carrier-protein] synthase activity
Source: RefSeq, a predicted model, not a curated record